UUUAAAUUAUAACUGACAAAUUUUAAAUCACAAAUACAGUACAAUAAUACAGUAGAUUUAAUCUAAUGGAAUAUGUAAUCUGUUGUAGAAACGAACAAUUUAUUGCCAUAUAUGAAUAGGUUCUUGUAAAAAAGUACACGAAAUGAAUUUUUUAAAUCAGAGUUACUUAGCCCGGUAUGGUCGACUGGCUUUUUGGACUACACCAUGCUGCAAGGACAUUAAGUCAACAAAUUUGAAAAAUAGUAAAGAAAAUGGACUUCAACUCUGUAAAUGUAAUACACUAGGAAAGGUACACACCAAAUUAUGUACGGGAAAUCUAUGUUUAAUGUCUGGAUUGACUUUGUGGAUGCAAGUUCGUACUUGGGUCCAGUAUCAGAAAGAUUGUCCUCGACUCCAUCGAGAUGUAGAAUUUCCAAAUUUUGAUGCAUACAGGAAAGACGAUUACAUUGACGCCAGGAAAACAGGUUGGGGUUCGGGCGAUAGUAAACCAGGAUUUACAUAUGUCGUAGGUUUCUUUGGCUUUCUUUGUGGAACUUACGCAGUGAAGUCAGAAGUUUUUCAUUUUGUAUCAUAUAUGGCGGCAGCAGCAGAUGUACUGGCGUCAGCAAGUAUCGAAGUAGAUAUAUCAAAAGUGGCCCCAGGAGCGUGUGUGUCAUACAAGUGGAGGGGUAAGCCUCUAUUUAUCAAGCAUCGAACACAGGCUGAUAUUGAUUUCGAAGCCAAUACCCCUCUGUCUUCUCUACGGGAUCCAGAAACUCCUGAGCAACGCACAGUAAAUCCAGAAUGGCUUGUUGUCAUAGGCAUUUGUACACACUUAGGAUGUGUUCCUAUUCCAAAUUCAGGGGAUUGGGCUGGAGGAUUCUACUGCCCUUGCCACGGUAGUCAUUACGAUAAUGUGGGUAGGGCUCGAAAAGGCCCAGCACCCCUUAAUUUAGAAGUGCCACCUUAUAAAUUUAUGAGUAAUACCCUUAUAAUGGUAGGCUAAUAUUACAUUUUUGUUCUUAUACACAUUAUG
Molecule: messenger RNA, 1015 nt
Organism: Galleria mellonella (greater wax moth)
Lineage: Eukaryota; Metazoa; Arthropoda; Insecta; Lepidoptera; Pyralidae
Product: ubiquinol-cytochrome c reductase iron-sulfur subunit-like
Exons: 1
Coding region: 143-985 (280 amino acids)
Biological process (GO): mitochondrial electron transport, ubiquinol to cytochrome c
Cellular component (GO): membrane
Molecular function (GO): quinol-cytochrome-c reductase activity; 2 iron, 2 sulfur cluster binding
Source: RefSeq, a predicted model, not a curated record